GAAAGACAACCCUCCAGCUCCCCAAACAACGGCAGUUUAUUCAAGAAAACCCCAUUUCACCAAAUCCUGUAUUAAAGAAUUUUAUCUGUUCCUUAGGUUAAACUACUUAGUGAGAUCAAUGCUAAUAUCCUACUCCUUAUACAAGAUCCCUUCUUCUUCUUUCUCUAUAUCUCCAACUAUUUCGGCUCUUUGCAGGAGCAAUCAUCUGGGCUUUUCUCCUUCUCAUGCCACGGAAAACACCACUCUUCUCCUCCGAAGCAUUUACCAUGAAGCACGGUGGCCGGAAGAACAACAACUUCUCCAUCUUUGUUGUGGUUUUCUCUGUCUUCCUGUUUGGAUGCUUCAUGUACAACGAAGAUGUGAAGUCCAUUGCCGAAUUCCCUUUUUCUCGGCCGAAACCCGAUCAAGAAAUUAACAACGGCAACAGCAAUGCGGAUGAGCUGAAGAAUGUGGAAAUCCCAAUAGUGAAAAGUUCAAGAACGAUAGUUGAGAAAGAAGUCGAGAGCUCGACGGAAGAUGAUGAUAAUGCGCAACAACAAAAUAGUAUCGCAAUAGAGCAAGUGGAGCAGAAGAAGAUAGAGUUGCCAGUUGAGGAGGAGGAGGAGGAUAAUGGUGGUAAUGCUAAUGAUGAUGAUGCCGAUGAUGAUGAUGAGAUUCAAUUGCCGCCUGAAGACUGCGACUUAUUCACCGGACAAUGGGUACUUGAUAACACCACCCAUCCAAUAUAUAAAGAACCUGAAUGUGAAUUCCUUACGGCCCAGGUCACUUGUCUCAGGAAUGGAAGGCAUGAUUCUUUGUUCCAGAAUUGGCGGUGGCAGCCUCGAGAUUGUUCUUUGCCCAAGUUUAAAGCAAGGUUACUCCUACAGAAGUUGAGGAACAAGAGGCUUAUGUUCGUGGGCGAUUCAUUGAACCGAAACCAGUGGGAAUCAAUGGUUUGUCUAGUGCAAUCAGUCGUUCCUCCGGGCAGAAAGAGCUUGAACAAAACGGGCUCUUUAUCUAUUUUUAGAAUCGAGGAUUACAAUGCCACAGUGGAAUUUUACUGGGCCCCGUUCUUGGUGGAGUCGAAUUCUGAUGAUCCAAAUAUGCAUAGCAUCUUGAAUCGUAUCAUCAUGCCUGAAUCAAUUAAGAAGCAUGGCAAGAACUGGAAGAAGGUGGACUACCUCAUCUUCAAUACGUACAUUUGGUGGAUGAACACUUUCUCCAUGAAAGUUCUACGAGGAUCAUUUGAUGAAGGAGCAACAGAAUAUGAUGAGAUAGAGAGGCCUGUAGCCUAUGGUAGAGUUCUGAAGACGUGGUCCAAGUGGGUCAACAAAAACAUUGAUCCCAAUCGCACCAAAGUGUUCUUUAUGAGCAUGUCCCCUCUUCAUAUCAAGAGUUUGGAUUGGGACAAUCCGGACGGAAUCAAAUGUGCAAAGGAGACGAGGCCAUUGCUGAACACGUCUAUGCCACUCAACGUUGGCACCGACCGCAGACUGUUUGUGAUUGCAGCAAAUGUGACUCGUUCCAUGAAAGUCCCUGUCAACUUCAUCAACAUUACCAAACUCUCGGAAUACCGCAAAGAUGCCCACACCUCUGUCCACACCAUCCGGCAGGGCAAGAUGCUGACCCCGGAGCAACAGGCCGACCCCGCCACUUAUGCUGAUUGUAUUCACUGGUGCCUUCCGGGAGUGCCUGAUACCUGGAACGAGUUUGUGUAUGCGAAAAUUAUUUCUCGCUCUUGACAAUUUUUGUGCAACCGGCCAAUUUUUAUUUUUCUCAUGGCCGGGAUCAACCUCAGAUACCCUCUAGCCCUCCUCAGUUUUCCCGUUGCUAGUGCUGUUUAUUUUUUAGUAUCUUUGUUUAUUAUUCCAUCUUUGCCAUGCAUGCGAGUAAGGUGGGCAGUUCGCCGAAGUGGACGAGAUCUAGCCCGGCCGAUUAGACAAAGUCGAUCAUGGCUAAUGUUUCUUGAUGAUGCCUUGAAAUGUAUAUUGGUUUAGUUUUUAUGAACAAUAAACACGCGUAGAUUGUAAGUA
This is a messenger RNA of Coffea eugenioides, 2012 nucleotides long. Its product is annotated as protein ESKIMO 1-like. NCBI's taxonomy places the organism in Eukaryota, Viridiplantae, Streptophyta, Magnoliopsida, Gentianales, Rubiaceae. Gene Ontology annotation, molecular function: O-acetyltransferase activity. The coding region runs from base 225 to 1721 and encodes 498 amino acids. The transcript has 5 exons. Gene Ontology annotation, cellular component: Golgi apparatus. The record is from RefSeq and is a predicted model, not a curated record.